Messenger RNA from Prunus armeniaca (apricot), 1470 nucleotides. Lineage: Eukaryota; Viridiplantae; Streptophyta; Magnoliopsida; Rosales; Rosaceae. The record is from the annotation of a GenBank genome assembly.
AUGGAUGCCGAAGAACAAGCAGCCGGUCUUGAAUCUCCCUUGCUUCCAGCUCCUCGAGAACAUGAAUCACAAGCAACUAAGGGAAGACUAUCCAAAGAUGAGAUUAUCAAGGAAGUGAAGAAGCAGCUGUCUUUAGCAGGGCCACUUGUGUCAUCAAAUUUCUUGCUUUUUGGUAUGCAGGUGAUUUCAGUCAUGUAUGUUGGCCAUCUUGGAGAGCUGGCACUUGCAGGUGCUUCCAUGGCCACUUCAUUUGCUUCAGUCACUGGUUUGAGCUUGAUUAUAGGAAUGAGCAGUGCAUUAGACACCUUCUGUGGCCAGUCCUAUGGAGCAAAACAGUAUCAUAUGCUUGGCAUACACUUACAGAGAGCAAUGCUUGUUCUUCUGCUGGUCUGCAUUCCUAUUUCAAUUAUAUGGUUCAAUGCUGGUCAUAUUCUUGAGUUCUUGGGUCAAGAUCCAGAAAUAGCAGCUGCUGCUGGAAGUUACGCUCGUUUCCUGAUACCAUGCCUCUUUGCUUAUGCCGUCAACCAAUGCCACUCCAAAUUUUUGCAAAGUCAAAACAAUGUGGUUCCCAUGAUUGUUAGCACAGGCACUGCAACAAUGUUGCACUUGAUUGUCUGUUGGGUUUUGGUAUACAAGACUAGCCUUGGAUAUAGAGGUGCUGCAGUGGCAAACUCCAUCUCGUAUUGGAUCAAUGCAUUGGCAUUGGUUAUUUAUGUCAGAGUCUCUCCCUAUUGCAAGCACACAUGGACUGGGUUCUCAAAGGAUGCCUUCCAUGGAAUUCUCAAUUUUCUCAAACUCUCUGUUCCUUCAGCUGUAAUGAUCAGCUUAGAAAUCUGGUCAUUCGAAUUGAUGGUCCUCAUAUCUGGUUUUCUUCCUAAUCCAAAGCUUGAAACCUCAGUCCUGUCAAUCAGUCUUAACACAUGCUCAAUGAUUUACAUGAUUCCCAUGGCAUUCAGUGGUACAGCAAGCACAAGGGUCUCCAAUCAAUUGGGUGCUGGGCAACCGCGACUCGCAGUUCUAGCAGUACGUGUUGCACUGUCCAUUGUGAUUCUUGAGGGCAUUUUGAUUGGCACUGUCCUCAUUUUGGGUCGAAAAGUUUGGGGCAACUGUUACAGCAGUGAAAUGGAAGUUGUGAAUUAUGUUGGAGAAAUGUUGAUUUUGGUUGCAAUAUCCCACUUUUUUGAUGGACUUCAGUCUGUGCUUUCAGGUGUCAUAAGAGGAAGUGGACAACAAAAGAUUGGGGCAUAUGUUAAUCUGGGAGCUUACUAUCUUAUGGGCAUCCCAACUGCAGUUUUAUUAGCUUUUGUCCUGCACCUUGGAGGGAAGGGUCUUUGGACCGGAAUUAUUGUGGCUCUUGUUGUCCAGGCACUAUUUCUUGCAAUCAUAAUCACAUGCACAGAUUGGGAGAAAGAAGUGAAGAAAGCCUCCGAUAGGGUGUACAACACGACGACCGUGGCCGAUGCAUUGUAG